GUCGUAGGCACCACUACCCUUAUUUUCGUUGCACUGUGGAAGGUGCAGUUUCCCUUGUCUAAUUUGAUCGAUAUCAGUGAUGUGUCAGUGAUAUCAGCUGUGCCUGUCUGUGGGCACCGCCGUGGUUGACCGGCCAGUCGACUGUGGUAGCGUUUUGACAGCUUGGUUUCUCGGCAUUCUGAGCGACGUGUAGUUCGCGUUGGGAUCCGCGAGCACAGCUGUCAACAGAAACGAUAAUUCGCCCGCCCCGCCCGACAACUGCUGUAGUGGUCGUUGGUUCGUUAGCGGCGAACGACCACCGGAGCGCUUGAAGCCGCAGCCCCGCGAUGUCGGACUCUUCCAGUGACCUGGCGAUUCCCGAUGUCAACCAGUGCAUAUACACAGCGUGCUACUGCGAAGAGAACGUAUGGAAACUGUGCGAGUUUACGCGGGCUUGUCAGCCAGAGUUGCUGCCCUACUGUUUCGUCGCCUUCGUGUCCAACCGCCGCCAAGCCGUGCCUAUCUGGUGUCAGAAAAGCAGUUCGCGCGCUGACGGCAUGUCAGUGUGGGACUACCACGUCAUCUUUUUGUACAGCCCGCCACCAGGCCGCCGCAGACCCUGCCUCAUCUACGACUUGGACACGACGUUGCGCUUUCCCGAGGAGUUCGACGCGUAUGUGCGAGAAGCGUUCAGGCCGCACGCAGCCAUCAACCCCGAAUUCGCGCAAAUGUUCCGCGUCGUAGGCGCGGCCGAGUUUCUGGACAAGUUCGCAUCGGAUCGCUCUCGCAUGCGAAGUGCCGACGGCUCAUGGCUGAAGCCGCCUCCACCUUAUCCAUGCAUCCAGACGAACUCGUGUGAUAACAACAUCGAUGACUUCAUUAGCGUCGACGAAGCAGUCGGCAUAGGGAAGGUGUACACGUUAGCGCAGUUCGUGCAGCGGUUUUCGUAGACGCAUGUCGGUGACGCGGAACAGCGGGCGUUGUUUUUGCGUGUCUGUAGAUCGAACAAAACCGUUUACUUUACAUUUGAUUUUAUGUGUGGGAAGUGCCCUUGAGACUUUCAAUACUGCGUCACCCAAAAGAAACAUUUUUUAUCUCGUUUUC
Molecule: messenger RNA, 1083 nt
Organism: Dermacentor albipictus
Lineage: Eukaryota; Metazoa; Arthropoda; Arachnida; Ixodida; Ixodidae
Gene: tun
Product: N-terminal glutamine amidase tungus
Cellular component (GO): nucleus; cytosol
Molecular function (GO): protein-N-terminal asparagine amidohydrolase activity; protein-N-terminal glutamine amidohydrolase activity
Source: RefSeq, a predicted model, not a curated record